Messenger RNA from Drosophila bipectinata, 4379 nucleotides. It is a transcript of the gene Taf3, whose product is annotated as TBP-associated factor 3. Gene Ontology annotation, biological process: positive regulation of transcription by RNA polymerase II. Gene Ontology annotation, cellular component: transcription factor TFIID complex. Gene Ontology annotation, molecular function: p53 binding; transcription factor binding; protein heterodimerization activity. Lineage: Eukaryota; Metazoa; Arthropoda; Insecta; Diptera; Drosophilidae. The record is from RefSeq and is a predicted model, not a curated record.
GUCACACUGAUACAAUGUUAAAACUGAAUUUUUCUGGUCACUCAAUAUUUUGAUUCUCUUAAAUGUAAAAAUUGCAAUGGCAGAAAAAUAUUCUUCAGAUCUUUUUCGUGUAGUUAUUGCACAAAUAUCGCAAACCAUAGGAUACAGCUAUACUUUUAGUUCCCCAUUGGAAUUAUUACAAGACAUUAUGAAAAAGUUUGUGCAAGAAUUUGCUCAAGACCUUCAUUGCAACAUGGAGCACGCUAAUCGACUUGAACCAGACUUAAAAGAUGCACGUCAGAGUUUAAAAAACCUCCACAUGAAUAUUUAUGAAAUAUUGGAUUACAUUGUCAAUGUUGAACCAGUGGUUUCAAACAGAGAUAUUGGACAAUUUCCUAUUAAACGGUUAUCAAACAUGAAUUUUCUUAAGGCUGGAAAUACUGAAACUUUAACCCGUCCGGUUCACAUAUUUGAAUAUUUGCCAGCAAUUGAGACUCCAAGCGAGAUCCUACCUUCAAAAGAAUUGCAAACACAUGAAACAAUCUUAAAGAAUGAUUCGAGAACAGCUAUUUUCGAUGAGAACCUAAACCUUAAUUCUAAUGAAGCUCAUUCUUCAGAUGUGGUCGUUUUUUUCCCUAAUAACUACGGCGAUUUUGACAACGGUAGUUCUUUACGAGAAAUGAGUAGCGUAGUAAUGACAACAGGAGGAUUUUUAAGUCCGGCUAUUGAAGGAAAAUUACCAGAAGCCUUUGUUCCAGAUAUUAUUGAAAAAUAUAUGGGUCUAGAUGCUCCUCCAGCUUCGUUAUUUGUAGCUUCUUCAUCUGAAUCUUCUAGAAAACCGAAUACAUUGUUUAACGAAUCAUUAUUGUUCUUAAGAGAAAUAAACACCAAUCAACAAAUGUCAGCAUAUGAAACUUUUGGACACAAAUCAAUAAUAGCUAAUGCAGUUAAUAAUGAUUUAUUGCUAUCUUCGAUAUCAAAUGAGUUAAAUAGCAUUUCUUCUAAAAAGUCUAAAAGACAGAGAAAUGACUUUAUGAAAGAUAAAAAAAUUGUACAUGACAAAACUCUAGAAAAGACCAAUAAUAAAACUAUUAAAGUGCAACACAAAAAUAUAAAAUCUCACAAUGAGUUUAAAAUUUGCGAAUUAUUUCAUUCAAAAAAGUCUAAGAAGCGCGAAUCUAAUAACUUGCAAUUAGAAAAACUUAUGAAGAAACAAGCUAGAUUAAAGAAAAAAAAAAUGAAAUGUCAGUUCCCUGUUUUUCUUGAAAAGAGUGAAACCAACAUAGACUCCAGUACAAAUGCAAGCGAAACUUUUUCAUUAUCCGUGGUGGCUACCGCCCCUUUAACUAUCGAAAAGGAAGAAAAAAUCAGUUUAGUUAGGGAUGAAACUUCUAAUUUAAGUAUGAAUUCUACGGAAGUUUUUGAGGUACAAAAAAUUGAAUCCCAUCAACCUCAAAGUAUAUUAUCAAUUAAAAAAAGUUUGGGCGAAACCGAACGAAAUAAAUUAGAUGUUUUUAAAAAAAUUUCCAAGCCGCGAGCAACACGUAAAGAUGGAAUAGAGACGUCAGCUGUACUUUUUGGUAAAUUAACUAGCAAUUCAAUAUUGAAUCUACCGUCCGGGACCACUAUAACACCAACACCACCAAUAGAAAAACCCUCAGCAUCAGUUAAAAUAGGAAUUGAUAUAUCAACAAGAAAUACAACGAAACCGAAAAAACGAGGUAGAAAGUCUGGAGGCAAAGAUCACUUAGAAAAUUCCGGUAUAACAACAAACUCCUGGGGAAGUUUACAAAAAAAACAGAAGUCUAAAAAUGUAAUAACCCUCCCCAUUGUUACAUCGGAUCAAUUAAUUACCACUUCCAAUCAAACAAAUAUUCCAAUUUCAACCGAACCACUAAAUUUAUGUAAUAUAGAAGUAACAAGUGGAAUUGUGCCAUGUAUUCAACCAAAGUCAAACAACAAAAAAGAUAAAAAGAAAAACAAAACAAAUUAUCUGGUUGAGGCGAAUAAAGAAAUCUGCGCCAAACCUAUUAUUGAGAAAGUAUCUUUAAACGAUGUUUCCGGCCAGUUAAAAUCUACUAUUCCCAAUCCAGAUCAAUUUAUUUCUGUUCCCAAUACUUUACCGAGCAACCCAGUAUAUCCAGGUACCGAAACUGAUACUGGAGUUGUGCCAUUGUUGCCUCUUUUACACUUUCCACCUCGCCCGGGUUUAAUUCCAUCAGGACCUGGACUGUAUCCGGGUGCUGUUAGCCUGGUUGGUCUGAGUUCUAAUGAUAACAGGCUUACCAUUCCCCCUUUUAUACGUCACCCCGUAUCUGAGUCCUUUAGAGGUCAACAUCUUUCUGAAUCUAUUGGUAAUUAUCCACAAGAACAUCUGACAAGUUGUAAAACGGAGUUAAAUUUGGACCGAAAUUAUUGCAAUGUUGCUCCAUUGGUACCCGAAAACAUGAAAUUAUCUGAAAAUUCUGCAUUAAAUCGUGAUGUAUAUGGCUUGGAAAAUUCAUGUAUUCAAGAUUCUCACAAACAAGAAAAAUUGUUAUCCCUACCUACAGGUAAUCUAGGAGAUCCCAUCGAGGUAUCAGAUGAAUCAGAUGAAUCAAUGCAACAUAGAGAGCGAAAGCUGUCCCCAAUAAUAUCUCAAACUAAGAAAUUAUCCUCUAUGCAACAGCAGAAUCUUUCAUAUGUCUCUUCAAGUGAUACACUCAAGGAUAUGGAUUCAAACAAUGAUCCUGAUACUCUAUCUUUAACAACUAAUUCAGAAGCGAUUUUUCUGAAAAAACAAGUUAAACUAACCCUUCCAAAAGUAAAAAAAAAUACAAAAGAUCCAUCUACCCCUUCACUCACUUCGUUUAACUUGUCAAGUUUUAUUGGCGCAGACAAGUUUAGCUUAGCUGGUGGGGCGGACCUUAUUCCAUUGUCUAGAUUGGACUGUGGUUUAAAAGAAACCAAAAUGUCUUCCAGUAACGAAUAUUCUGGGCCACGGCCACAGUUUAAUAUUUGUGAAGCCCGACCAUUUUUGUCCAAAAUAUCAAGCUACGACGAUAUUACAAUUACAUCUACAGGACCAGUUCCAAUUGAUGUAAAAAUACGCAAACACCAUAAAAAAUUAAAAAAACUAAAAGAUGGAAAAAUAAAGAAAAAAAAGGAAAAAAAAAACAAGUAUAAAGGAAAGGAGAGGAUAGAAGUAAAUAAAUCCGAUCGGAAACAUAAGGAAACAGAAAGAAAACAUAAGAAAGAAAGAAAGGAUAAAGAGAUUGUUAUACCUAUUCUGGAAGAAGAGAAAAACUUCGAAAGCGGAACUUCCAUCAAUGAUAAUGGAUCUACUAGUAAAAAAUUGUUUGGGGCUAUUCAAAAAGAUCCCAAUUUAAUAACAGCCUUACAGCCAUCGCUAUCAACCUGUUGUACAAUAUCGCAAAAUACCGAGCCUCCUACAAAUCAAAUACCAAAAUUAACAUUAAAAUUGAAUGGACAAUCUACACCUUUGCCAAUUUUAUAUAACGAAGGAGAUUCACAAGACAUUGGAUUUGUGAAAAAUUCCAAUUCAUUAAUCCAAACAAACAGAGAAUGCAGUAGAGAUCAUUCUCCCGAACUAGCCCGGUUUUCACCAUUAGUGACUGGUCCUCCUAAAUCCAAACAAACUGAUUUUACUAUGUUAGGUACAAGUAAUCUUGGAACAUCUAUAGGAAACUCUCCAUUUAACACUAUUUCUUCGUCCCCUUCACCUUUAAUUACAAAAUCGUCACAGAUUCCGAUCAAUCAACUUAAUUCCGUUGGAUGGGCGUCAAAUUCAAAUAACAAUUUAGUUGCUUCGUCCACUAUUUCAGCCAGUUCAGUUUUGUUACCACAACAACUAAUGUUGACACCUAAUACGGUCAUGAAUAAUUAUUCGUCAAGUCUUCCCAUUAAUUCAUGCAUGACGGAUAGGGAACUAACUUUAAAUGCUCCUCUGCAAAUUCAAGAAAAUGGUGCGCCAAAUGCACAAAUUAACCGGCCUUCAUCUUAUGUGGAUGCUGAAGGAAAUCGUAUUUGGAUUUGUCCGGCUUGCGGGAAGGUUGAUGAUGGUUCAGCAAUGAUUGGGUGUGAUGGCUGCGAUGCUUGGUAUCACUGGACAUGUGUUGGCAUAACAAUUGCACCAAAGGACAAUGACGAUUGGUAUUGUCGUAUUUGCAUUACCAAACAAAAAAAUCAAUUUUCGGAUAAAAAAAAGAAGCGAAACAAAAAAAAGUAACAUUAUUCCCUCUAAUAAAAAAAUUUUAUUUUUUUUAAGCUUAAAUAUACUUUUUUUUUAAACCAUUAAAAGAAUUGAUAAUCCGUUGUUUAUUACUGUACCCAUAGACGAAAAUAACAAAUUAAAAUGGUCAAUUUGCCUUUCAUUUGAAUAAAUGUUACACCUACCGAAA